Molecule: messenger RNA, 3037 nt
Organism: Phasianus colchicus (ring-necked pheasant)
Lineage: Eukaryota; Metazoa; Chordata; Aves; Galliformes; Phasianidae
Product: olfactory receptor 1E2-like
Biological process (GO): G protein-coupled receptor signaling pathway
Cellular component (GO): membrane
Molecular function (GO): olfactory receptor activity; G protein-coupled receptor activity
Source: RefSeq, a predicted model, not a curated record
CCACUUGUUGCAAACACUGUCCUCAGUGUACAUAUGCUGCUUGCUUGCUUGAAUCACAGAAUGGUUGAAGUUGGAAGGAACCUCUGAAGGUCAUCUUGUCCAACAGCUCUGCUCUGCCAGCUUCUCCCUCAAGCUUAGGAGGGAGUUUUAGAACAGGUUUCAUCUUUGGCUUCACAAAGCAUCAUUCAUUUUCUAUGUUUGCGUGCUUGAAUUCCCAAAUCUGUCCAGCUGCAAUAACUUGCUUUCCUGACUUGUGCAUGAUCACAGAUACAGCCACCAUUCUACUCUUAUUGAUCUUCCCAUUUACACAAAAUUACAUUGACUCAUGCUUAUUCUAGCUGAAGUUAUUUUCUACAAAUAGCUUUUCUAUAAGCAGCCUGUUUUUCAGGAGCAAGAACAAAAACUCUAUCAGCUCGCUUCAUGCUGUGACCUGGUAAAAACGUGUGAGAUGACACAUCCAAUGGUAUUUGGAAUGCCUCUAAUAGACCAGGCAGCCUCCCCCCUAUAGGAGUUACUCUUCCUGGCAGAAUUUCUCUCCUUAGGCUUUGUCCUUGUUGCAGUCUGGCUGAGGGGUCUGAGCAGAUUUUCUUUCCCCGCCUUCCCAAGAUGAUUUUGGACCCAGGAAGUCUUAGAUCCAGUGUCUUUCAAGGUGUUGUGCUAUGCUCCCCCUCCCCAUCUCUCUUUCUUGCACACUCCUCCUAGAAUUAGAUGAUCUUUGAGGUUCCUUCCAACUCCAGCCAUUCUAUGAUUCUGUGAUUCUCCACUGUCUGCUCUGGUUACAGCAGCUAUUUCUCUGACCUCCAGUAAUAUCUGCCGUUAUGGGACACUUCAUGUAGAAGUUGGCUUUGCCUGAAGCCACAACCAUUUAUGUUAUUUCCUAUGGACCAUCUGCUCUUCCUGAGCCAGAGAUGAGCCUUUUGUUUAGCUGUGCUGUUUUCCCAGCUGCUAUUAUCUCUACAGGUUCUUCCCUUUCCUCUGUUUCCCUAUGUGGUCAUGCCCUUGUUUACCAGCACAUACCAUAUUGAGCAUGGGGAGUGUACGCCUCUCCUUCAGCCUCCAGUCCCUUUGUGGUUUAAAGCCUGGUGUGUCACUUCUCCCACACUGGAUCUUGAAAAGUUUCUCCUCUCCUGCCAGAAUGCCUCCAUGUGUUCUUGGAGGUUCCCAGCUCUGCAAGCACCACAGACUUGCUCAUGAGACCAAACCACAGGCUGUCAGCUUGUCCCUUCCUCCCCAGUUAUGCACCUACCUCAUUUUUUGGGCACCAGGACAAAUGUACAGCCCAGCCCUGAAUUCCCACAUAGUUGAUCACAUCCCCUACAUGGUGGGCACUGCUUCUGUUUUCCCUUGUUUAACAGUUCCUGGGAUCCUUACUGACCACAGUGUGAGAUCCCUGCUUUCCGGUGUUUCCUGGGCAAUGCAGAGUUUUGCCUCGUUUAACAGCAGGUCCUGUCUUAGUCAGAAGGUGACAUGGGAAGGUGGCUUUCCUGACUUUUCUGCUGGCUUGCAUGGCUUUGCCAUGAGUUCUUCAAGCCAUUGCCUGAAGAGCUGGAGCCGUUUUGGCCAGGUCUGUCUGUUUUCUACCCAAGCCUGCUGGCAACCCUUGGGGUAAGUGGCCAGAGAGCAGCCCCUGUGUCAGCUGAAAAAGCUAUGGGGCAGUGGGAACAUGGAUGGGAAUGCAUGUGUGGCAUGUGUGGCGUCCUGUGGUGUUGACAUGAAGAUUGAAACCCCAUGGGCUGUGGGCACCUGCCCACAGACUUCUCCCAUCUCAGAGCCCUUUGAGUCAGUUGUGAGAUUAAAGAGUGCCAGAGAUUGUGGCACAGCUUCAGCCCAUGACACAGAAGAACUGAGGGCUGGAGAUGUCCCAUGGCAGAGCUAAGCUUCCACCUCCUUCUGCCUGUCCUGUAUCUCUUCUUGCUCUCCCCGCAGAUGAACCCUGAGUCCAUGCAGGGGGGAAAUCUCAGCAGCCCCACCUCAUUUCUUCUCUUGGGGUUUUCCACUGCCUACAAAGCACAGGUGUCCCUCUGCAUGGGUUUCUCACUCAUUUACCUGGUGACUGUGCUGGGGAACCUGCUCGUAAUGACCCUGGUCUGGCUGGACACUCACCUGCAGUCCCCCAUGUACUACUUCCUGGGGCACCUCUCCUUCCUGGACAUCUGCUACUCCUCCGUCACGCUGCCUAAGAUCCUCAGAGACUCCCUCUCACCACAGAAGACCAUUUCCUUGGUGGGCUGCAUCACACAGAUCUACUUCUUCCUUUGCUUUGGGGGCUGUGAGUGUGUGCUCCUGGCUGCCAUGGCCUACGAUAGAUACCUGGCCAUCUGCCACCCCCUCCACUACACAGCACUCAUGAGCAAGAAGAUCUGCCACUGCCUAGUGGCUGUCUCAUGGUUGAGUGGCUCCUUCUCAUCUCUGAUCCAGGCCCUCCUCACAGCCCACUUACACUUCUGUGGGUCCAAUGUGAUCAACCAUUUGUUUUGUGAGAUCCCCUUCUUGCUGGAAGUGUCCUGUAGCCCUAAUGCUCUUCUCAACAAGGCUGUCUCAUAUGCUUUGGCUGCGACUGUUGCCAUGGUCUCUUUCCUCCUUACUCUUGCAUCAUAUGUUCACAUCCUCCGGGCUGUGCUGCAGAAGGGAGCAGGGAGGCAGAAGGCCUUUGCCACCUGCACCUCCCACCUGGCCGUGGUGUCCCUGUUCUUUGGCGCUGGGGCUGUUACAUACCUGGUGCCUCAAUCCAGCAGCUCCAAGGAGAUAGACAAGGUCCUCGCCCUGAUGUACGCCAUUGUAACCCCCAUGCUGAACCCCAUCAUCUACAGCUUAAGAAACAGCGAGUUCCAAUGGGCCAUCAGGAAAGCCCUGUGCAGGGGUAUCACUGAGAUCCCCACGGGCAGAACAACUUCUGCCCUCACCACGCUGCAGGUGACCCAGCAUGAUGGGGGGAGCUGGGACCCUCAGACCAGUAACAGGCAGAAGGGUGAACUCUAAGGAUGUGAGCAGACCAGGAGCAGAUCCAUAAAACUGCUAUGCCUUGGCCACAGGUUUC